This is a messenger RNA of Mastomys coucha (southern multimammate mouse), 4629 nucleotides long. RefSeq names its product kinesin family member 27 (gene Kif27). Gene Ontology annotation, molecular function: microtubule binding; ATP binding; microtubule motor activity. Gene Ontology annotation, biological process: mitotic spindle organization; microtubule-based movement. The transcript has 19 exons. The coding region runs from base 320 to 4582 and encodes 1420 amino acids. NCBI's taxonomy places the organism in Eukaryota, Metazoa, Chordata, Mammalia, Rodentia, Muridae. The record is from RefSeq and is a predicted model, not a curated record.
UGAGAACUGGUGACAACAAAAGGCGUGGGCGCGGAGGGCGGAGGAAGGCCGCGGCGUGGGGCGCUCGCCGGCGAAGACCUGGGCUGUCCCGAGCCGGUCGGUGCGCCGCGGGCCCGACGGGGCGCGAAGCCGGCGGCACCCGGCCUGCGGCGACCCGGCUGAGGGUCGCGGACGCGGCGGACGCGGCGUGGCGGGCGGGCGGGCGAGCGGCGGACGGAGCGGGGCGUCCUGAGGAGUCCAGAUCUUACAUAAAAUGGAUGUUUCUCACACUGUUAUUGAACACUAAGUGCAUAAUCUAUUCAGUAAAAUCCAAGCUGCCAUGGAAGAAAUACCAGUAAAAGUUGCUGUCCGAAUUCGACCUCUGCUUUGCAAAGAAGUUCUACAUAAUCAUCAAGUUUGUGUGAGGGAUAUUCCAAACACCCAGCAGAUUAUCAUUGGGAGAGAUAGAGUUUUUACUUUUGAUUUUGUUUUUGGCAAAGAUUCCACUCAAGAUGAAGUUUAUAACACGUGCAUAAAGCCCCUAGUGCUGUCGCUCAUCGAGGGCUAUAACGCAACUGUUUUUGCAUAUGGACAAACUGGGUCUGGGAAGACAUACACCAUCGGAGGAGGCCAUGUUGCAUCAGUUGUGGAGGGUCAAAAGGGUAUCAUUCCUCGAGCUAUCCAAGAAAUCUUUCAGAGCAUCUCUGAAAAUCCUAGCAUUGACUUUAAAAUCAAAGUGUCGUAUAUAGAAGUGUAUAAGGAAGACCUAAGAGAUCUUCUAGAGUUGGAGACGUCCAUGAAGGACCUUCACAUCCGAGAAGAUGAGAAGGGGAACACAGUGAUUGUUGGGGCCAAGGAAUGCCAAGUAGAGAGCGUGGAGGACGUGAUGAGUCUCCUGCAGGUAGGGAAUUCGGCCAGGCACACAGGUACCACCCAGCUGAAUGAGCACUCCAGUAGAUCACACGCCAUUUUCACAAUAAAUGUGUGCCAAAUUGAGAAAAAUACAGAGGCAGCUGAAGCCAGAGAGUGGUACUCACAUCGGCAUAUUGUCUCCAAAUUCCACUUUGUGGAUUUGGCUGGAUCAGAAAGAGUGACCAAGACCGGGAACACUGGCGAACGAUUCAAAGAGUCCAUUCAAAUCAACAGUGGGCUACUCGCUCUAGGAAACGUAAUCAGUGCCCUUGGAGACCCACGCAGGAAGAGCUCGCAUAUUCCAUAUAGGGAUGCCAAGAUUACCCGGCUUCUGAAGGACUCCCUGGGUGGCAGUGCCAAGACUGUCAUGAUCACGUGUGUCAGCCCAUCCUCCUCAGAUUUUGAUGAGUCCUUAAAUUCUCUCAAAUAUGCCAACAGAGCACGGAACAUUAGAAACAAACCUACUUUAAACGUCAGCCCCCAGGCAGACCGAAUGGAUGAAAUGGAAUUUGAGAUUAAGCUGCUGAGAGAAGCUUUGCAGAGCCAUCAGGCCAGCAUCAGCCAAACUAGCCAGAUCUCUUCAGAGAGUGUUCCCAACCAGGAUCGAAUCCAUUCUCUGGAGGAACAGGUAGCUCAGCUCCAGGAGGAAUGUCUGGGGUACCAGGACUGCAUAGAGCAAGCGUUCUCCUUCCUGGUGGACUUAAAAGAUGCUGUCAGGCUAAACCAGAAACAGCAGCACAAGCUACAAGAGUGGUUUAGCAGGACUCAGGAAGUCAGGAAGGCUGUCCUCACCCCAUUGCCUGGAAACCAGGGCGUUGGGAACCUGGAAGAAGGACCCCAGCAUGUGACAGUUCUCCAGCUGAAGAGAGAACUUAAGAAAUACCAGUGUGCUCUGGCCGCUGAUCAAGUGGUGUUCACACAGAAGGAUCUGGAGCUGGAGGAGCUAAGGAGUCAAGUGCAGCUGAUGAUACAGGAGAACAAAGGGCACGCCGUGUCUCUGAAAGAAGCACAGAAAGUGAACAGACUGCAGAAUGAAAAGAUAAUAGAACAGCAACUCCUUAUGGAUCAGCUGAGUGAAGAACUAGCAAAAUGUAGCUCGUCAAUGCCCGCCUCAGUUAAGGAAAGCUGUGGGGAUGGGCCUGAUGCCAGGGUCUCGGAAAAGAGACCUCACACGGCUCCACUUGAGACUCACUGGGGACAUUAUGUUUACAUCCCGUCAAGACAGGAUCUCAAGAAGGUCUGCUCAAGUCCUCCUCUAUACUCUCUGGAUCAAGUAUUCACUGGGUUCCGAACUCGAAGUCAGAUGCUGAUGAGUCACUUAGAAGACCAGGACGAAGUUCUCCACUGCCAGUUUUCUGACAACAGUGACGAUGAGGACUCAGAGGGCCAGGAGAAACCCAGAGUUAGAUCUAGAAGCCACUCAUGGGCCAAGAAGCCAGGCUCUGUUUGCUCUCUUGUUGAACUGAGUGACACUCAGGCUGAGUCUCAGAGGUCCUAUCUGGGGAAUGGAGAUUUGAAGAUGGAAUCUCUCCAGGAGAGUCAAGAGAUAAAUUUACAAAAAUUAAGGACUUCAGAACUCAUACUUAAUAAAGCUAAACAAAAAAUGAGAGAACUUACAAUUAACAUCAGGAUGAAAGAAGAUCUGAUCAAAGAGUUAAUAAAAACAGGUAACAAUGCCAAGUCUGUGAGCAGACAGUAUUCUUUGAAGGUAACGAAACUGGAACACGAAGCUGAGCAGGCAAAAGUGGAACUCACUGAAACCCGGAAGCAGCUGCAGGAACUUGAAAGCAAAGACCUUUCUGAUGUUGCUUUAAAGGUAAAAUUACAGAAAGAGUUCCGGAAAAAGAUGGAUGCUGCGAAGCUGAGAGUUCAGGUCUUACAAAAGAAGCAGCAAGACAGUAAGAAGUUGGCAUCACUGUCCAUCCAGAAUGAGAAGCGGGCCAGUGAGCUUGAGCAGAAUGUGGAUCACCUGAAAUACCAGAAAGUACAGCUGCAGAAACGGCUUAGAGAAGAGGGCGAGAAAAAGAAGCAGCUGGAUGCAGAAAUUAAGAGAGAUCAACAAAAAAUCAAAGAGCUGCAGUUAAAAGCAGGACAGGGAGAAGGUCUGAGCCCCAAGGCUGAGGACAUGGAUGGGUUUAACGUGGACAGAAGAAAAGGGCCUUUCAGAAGGAUGGACCAAUUCCAGAAAUUGGAUGAACAGAGGAAAUGGUUAGAUGAAGAAGUAGAGAAAGUCCUGAGCCAGCGCCAGGAACUUGAGAUGCUGGAGGAAGACCUGAAGAAACGUGAGGCCAUCAUCUCCAAGAAGGAAGCCCUGCUUCAGGAGAAGAGCCACCUGGAAAGCAAGAAGCUUCGAUCUAGCCAGGCCUUAAGCACAGACAGUCUCAAAAUAUCAGCUCGUCUGAACUUGCUGGACCAAGAGUUAUCUGAGAAGAGCUUGCAGCUUGAGAGCAGCCCAACCGAGGAGAAAAUGAAGAUUUCAGAACAAGUCCAAGCGCUUCAGAAAGAAAGGGAUCAGCUCCAGAGACAGAGGAACAGUGUGGAUGAGAAGCUUAAGCAUGGGCGAGUGCUGUCCCCCAAAUUCAGGGCACCCUGCCCACAGAAUGAUGCGCCUCACAGUGAGCGGAGCCCUUCUGCAUCAGCUGACAGUUCCCCACAGGAAGAACAUCUCCUUUUCCAACUUGAAGAAGGAAUAGAAGCUCUGGAAGCUGCAAUUGAAUUCAAGAAUGAAAGCAUCCAGAGUCGCCAGAGCUCACUGAAGGCAUCAUUCCAGAAUCUCUCUCAAAGUGAAGCCAAUGUUCUGGAAAAGCUAGUUUGCCUGAAUAUUGCUGAGAUUAGAGCUAUUCUUUUCAAAUAUUUCAACAAGGUAAUUAAUUUGCGAGAAACAGAACGUAAACAACAGUUGCAGAAUAAAGAGAUGAAAAUGAAGGUUGUGGAACGGGAUAAUAUGGUCCAUGAGUUAGAAUCUGCGUUGGAGCAUCUGAGACUGCAGUGUGACCGAAAACUGACCCUCCAGCAAAAGGAACAUGAACAGAAGAUGCAGUUGUUGUUACAUCAUUUCAAAGACCAAGAUGGAGACAGCAUUAUAGAAACCUUUAAAAAAUAUGAAGAUAAAAUCCAGCAGCUGGAAAAGGAUCUCUACUUUUAUAAGAAAACCAGCAGAGAUCUCAAGAAGAAACUGAAAGACCCCACACAAGGAGCGUCGCCGUGGCAGCGCACACUGACCGACCAUCAUGAUGCUGGAGAUGGAGUUCUGAACCCAGAGGAGACAGCUGUGCUUUCUGAAGAACUAAAAUGGGCAUCUAGAACUGAAAAUACAAAAUUGAAUGGAAGAGAAAGAGAAGUAGACAAUUCUUCAAGCAGCUUAAAGACCCAACCACUGACCCAGCAGAUUCUAGAUGACCCAGACUCACUUCCAGACCAUGGCUCGUUAGCACCCUCCAGUGGCCAGCUGCAGAGCAAUGUUGAUAAAACAGAGGCCCGUCCCUUCACACACUCUCAGAGUCCACCACCAUCCCAGUUUCAGGCUGUGAGAAGUAUAGGACCGCUUCAGGGGGUCAAGCCUGUCAAACUGUGCCGCAAAGAGUUACGUCAGAUCUCUGCUGUGGAGCUGUCCUUACGGCGCUGCAGUCUCGGCGGAGCGAGGGGCCGGUCGAUGACUGCCGAUUCCCUCGAAGAAACCGAGGAAAGUUAGUGACUUCAGAGCAAGGCACUGAACAAUAAAACUUUUAAUUUAGCAAA